Molecule: messenger RNA, 5086 nt
Organism: Penaeus chinensis
Lineage: Eukaryota; Metazoa; Arthropoda; Malacostraca; Decapoda; Penaeidae
Product: peroxidase-like
Exons: 18
Coding region: 201-2489 (762 amino acids)
Biological process (GO): response to oxidative stress
Molecular function (GO): peroxidase activity; heme binding
Source: RefSeq, a predicted model, not a curated record
GGCACACGCGAGAGCCAGUCAGUCGUGUGUCAGCCUCUGUAAAGGUGCGGUACCUGCCUAUACCUCAGUGUGUAAGCGACCCUCCUUGUGGUCGUUAAGUGUCACCGUGCCAUAGUGGACCUUCGGGACUUUAGCCCUUCCUUGCUCCCUCUUUGUUGAACGACACCAUACACUGUCUGCGCCGCCGCAGUCCAUCCGCCAUGACUAUACUAAGAUUACUUCUUCCGCUCCUGGUGUGCGUGGCGGCCGCUAGGGGAGACGCUGAAGCCUUCCACAAUGGAUUUAUUCCGACCAGACAUUCAGGGUUCCUAGGAGGCAGCGGAGGUCGCAGCAUCUCUUCAGGUCCCCCUCCCCCCCGCUCGGACAACAGCCACUGCGCCCUCCUCAUCCCAGGCCCAGGGAAGACAUCAGCCAAGGCCCACGCACUGAACGUCUUCAAUGGCAUCCCGUCCCCCCACGCAGGCGACGGCUUCACGUGCAUCACCUUCCAGUCAGUGGACGCCGCCUUCAUCGCUGCCAGGGACCGCCACGGCCUUCCACGCCCAGGACGCAAGCCCAACUCCAACGACCUGUCCAACCUGGCCACGGUGCUGCUCGAGGCCACGCGGAUCAUAGCGCAGGAGUACAACCUCCCGAAGGACGUGCUUGUCAACGGCAUCCCACUCAUUGACAGCUUCAAGACCAUCGUGGGAUCCAUUUGCCCGGACUUCAUCAAGCCCUCAACUUGUACUCCCAAACGUUACCGCGAGUAUGACGGCCGCUGCAACAACUUGGAGAACCCGGCUUGGGGAUCCAGCUUCUCCUCCUUCAAGCGCCGCCUUCCUCCCGACUACGCUGACGGCAUCGACGCCCCUAGGGUUGGGGCCGGUGGGUACCCACUCCCCUCGCCGAGAAUCGUCUCCGCCCACCUGCAUCGCGACGAAGGCCUCCACGACCACGCCGUCACCAUCAUGCUCGUGGCCUGGGGACAGGCGCUCGACCACGACCUCACCUUUACCUCGGAGACGAAGGACCCCCACACCAAAAAGGAACCGAAGUGCUGCGACGGCCAGACCCACCCCGCCUGCUUCCCCAUCCAUGUGCCCGACAAGGACCCCUUCUACUCCCUCUUCAGACAGAACUGCAUCUCCCUCGUGAGGUCUCUGCCUGGCGUCCGAUACGGUUGCAAGUUCGGUCCGAGGACACAGAUCAACCAAAUCACAUCCUACAUCGACGCCAACUGGGUCUACGGAAGCAACGAGGACACAGCUAACCGCAUUCGUCUCCAUCGCGGAGGAUUGAUGAAGUCCCUGCCGGUGUUCCGCGAGUACGGCAUGAAGGACCUGUUGCCCCUGAAGCUGGAGGAGCCCGAGGAAGGAUGCAUCAGGCCCAACGACGACGUCUACUGCUUCGACGCUGGAGAUAACAGGGUCAACGAGCAGCUGGUUCUAGCCGUCGUCCACACCAUGAUGAUGCGCGAACACAACCGCAUCGCUAUCGAGCUCUACCGCUAUAACCCCCACUGGGACGACGAGACGCUGUACCAGGAAACCCGCAAGAUCGUGGCGGCCAGCAUCCAGCAUAUCACCUACAACGAAUUCCUGCCUAUGGUGCUGGGCAAAGAGGUCAUGCACAAGUACGGACUCAUCCUCGAGAAACACGGCUACUUCGACGGUUACGACCCCUCCAUCGACGCUUCUAUGUCCUCGAACUUCGUCACCGCCGCCUUUAGGUUCGGCCACUCCCUCCUGCCGUCCACCAUCGAGCGCUGGAGCCCCGCCCACAAAUACGUCGCAUCCCAGCGUCUGAGCUUCAUGUUGAGACAGCCUUACGACCUGUACAAGGGCGGAUGGUGCGACCAGUACAUCAUGGGACUCUGCAACCAGGUCGCACAAGCUAUGGACGACGCGGUCACUCAGGAGGUAACCAACCACCUGUUCCAAGAACCGGACAAGAAGUGGGGCAUGGACUUGGCUGCCAUCAACAUGCAGCGUGCCCGAGAACACGGCGUGCCCUCUUACAACGCCUUCAGGGUCUUCUGCGGGAUGCCCAAGAUCAAUCGCUUCGACGAACUCCUCGGCUGGAUGACCAACAAGACAGUGAAGCGGUACUCGGACGUCUACAGGCACCCCGACGACAUUGACCUGUGGAGCGGAGGUGUGAGCGAGCGCCCUCUGCCCGGCUCCAUGGUUGGCCCGACGUUCAGCUGCCUCAUCGGCCUCACGUUCAAGGAGCUUCGCUACGGAGACCGCUUCUGGUACGAGAACCGCGGCGGAUACGAUUCCGACUUCACGCUGGAUCAACUUGAAGAAAUCCGUAAAGUGAAGCUGUCCAGGAUCAUUUGCGACAACAGCGACGACAUCAAGACCAUGCAGGUGUACGCGAUGGUGCUGCCCGACCACGAAAUAAACCCGCGCGUCCCUUGCAACUCCGGGAUCUUGCCCAGGAUGGACCUCAGCAAAUGGCGGGACCCCCACGGCCCCCACCCCCGCGUACGUCCUGGCUUCUAAGUAGCAACUCUCCCCUAACUCCCUACCCCCCUACUCUCAGCCUCCAUCAAUGCUGCAACACCCCCAUGCUCCUUGCCCCCCAACCCCCUCCUUCGGCCUCCCACCUCUCAGAAGUCAUCGCUUAACCAGUGCCUUGCUGUCACCCUCGUCCCAAUCCGUCCACAUUACCGCCGCACCUCCUCCUUCUGCGGCAUGGAUCCUCCUUGGGCUAUGCUGUGCUAUGCCGUCGACCACUCCUUCAUGUGCUAACUCCUCGGUGGAUGGAUGGUGAUGAUGAUGAUGCCCCUCCCACGUCUCUCUCUCUCUCUCUCUCUCUCUCUCUCUCUCUCUCUCUCACUCUCUCUCUCUCUCUCUCUCUCUCUCUCUCUCUCUCUCAAAGUUUUCUUCUUCUUACACCAUGUUGCCCCCUCUCUUCCUUAUUUUCCCUCUAUUCUCCAUAUCUCUGUCAUCUCCCGUUUCACCUUCCCCUUUCAACCACGUCUCGAGACGCGCCAUCAGCAACCCUUAAGAAGGUGUUGUUGUUCUUUCAGAAAUCUCCUUCGUGUACCUCAAGUCUUCCUUCCACUUGCCAUUUCUUCUCCUCCACCGGCGUCAUACUUCAUAGUUUCAAACGGAAGGAUUGGAAAAACAAAACAAAGAGAAAAGGCUAGAGAUAGAUAGAUAGAGAUAGAGAGAGAAAAACGAAAAAAGGGCAUCUCUUAAAAGCCUUUCCAUUCCAUCCACCAAACCUGACAUCCCCGACCCACGGCUUCAUAGCAACAUUGGCAAGAGAGGGGUCUUCUACGCAAAAAUCAAUGUUUCGAUUUUAUAUUAAUUCUCUUCUCUUAAAAAAAGAAAGACUUUCUUAUGUAGAUUCUAAUGUGAUUUAUUUUCUUUAUUAUUUCCCGUUUUCUGUGAGUGUUGCCAUCUGCUUAUCCCUCUCCUUGAUUAGCAGCACUUUUUUUUUUUUUUUCUCAGAAGAUCCUAGAUGCAUGUGUAUAUUUUACCAUUUUUAUUGUAAUUAUCAUCAUAUUACUUUUUCCUGCCAGAAUAUAGUUUAUUGAUAGAGCGUUUAAAAAAAAUACCCACGUCAACUGACAUACCGGAGGCAAACGUGUAAAAAAAAAUCACGGCACCAUCUCGUAAAUGAGAUUGUAAUUAAAGUUCAGAUGAGUUGAUUAUUAUCUUCCCAUGCUGUGAAAAUCGCAUAUAAAACAAUGUAAGAAUAAAAGUGUCAUUGUAAAUAACAUCCAUUUUUUUAUGAACUGAAUGAAAUGUCAUCGAAGAAAAUGGGAAGGAUUGAUCAGUUCUUAUAAAAUCUAUAUUCCUAAGAAAUAACAUCUUGAAAAUAAACAUUAUUUAAUACUUCGUACGGAAUGGUAAAUGUGUGAGAAAACGUACUUUUAAAAUGUUUGAAUUGUGGAUUGCAUAUCGCAGACAUAGAUACAUGUGUUAAGUGUAUAUUGAAAUAAAGCAUUCCAUACUUCAGUAAUUGUAAAGAAAUUUAUAAAGAGGCAUCAUUUGCUAUGCUCUUUAAAUGUAUUUCUUACAUUUUAUUUUUAUUUUUAAUUUCGUCUGUUUGUAUUUAGACCAUUUAAUAGGUUAUCAAAUUAUUUCUAUGAACUGUCUAACAUAGUUUAUUCUGCUAUAAUUUGUAUACAUAUAUACAUAUAAAUACACAUAACUAUCAUUCCUUUCCAGAAAGUCUCUUACCGAAUUUAUCGCCUUUUUAAUUAAUGCUCUCUCUGAUUCAACAAUAAUUUAAUCCGUAUACGAACGCACAAAUUGGUUUUGGAAUUUUAAUUAUAAACUUUUUCUCCCCUCCCCCCCAUCCUCACGCACCCAAAAAUACGCGACUUCCUUUCUUUGUAAAGCUUUUGUAAAACAAACUUAAAACCAGAGGUUACUUUUGGAAACUUUGAAUACUGAAGAAGAAUCUGAAUUUGAUAAUAUGCAAAUUUUGAUAAUUUGAUAUAAAUGUGCUUCGAGUUGUGGGUGUCGAGGCUUCGAAAAGGAUAAAGAUAACCAAAAGAGAAAGUAGAAAGUAAUUAAAAGCAUAAGACCAAUAAUUGAUAAGUAUUAAUAACAAAUUCUCAUAAUAUCAUUUUCAUUAUUAUAUCGAUAUCAUACAAAGAUCUUCAUUUCAGAACUAACUAACCCUCGACAGCUACAAAUCUUAAACAAAAGUAACUUAUAUAUAUAAACCAUAUGUGUCAUGUAUGUAUAUAUAUGUAUCUUUUUACUGUAAAUGCAGGAGUUCGUGUGCGUGUGAGUCCCGCUAUACCAUACGGCCUUUUAAUGUAUAUGUGUCUUGCCUUUGUAGAUAACUCGAUUUCCUUAUGUAUGGCUUGGAAGAACGCUCAGGGUCUGCUCUUAGAAGCUGAUGAGACCCUGGGAAAAGAUCACGAUUUUUUUUUUUUUUUUUUUUUUUGAUUCAGUUCUUUUCGUGUUGUUCUCUGUGUUAUUAUUCAUUGUGUUCUGUCUAUUUUACUUUAGAUUCUGUCUGUUUGUUUUUUUGUUUUUUUUUCGUUUUCCCUCUUUUUUUCUGUUUCUGUCUGUUUGUUUGUUUGUUCUCUCUCUCUCUCUCUCUUUCUUUCUCUCUCUCUCUCUCUUUCUCU